AUGAUAACGAGGACAAACGCCACCACCAACAACGUACACCCCUUGACAGACCCUGAGGCAAUACUCAAAGCCGGCAACACCGAAAAGAGACACAUCAAACGGGCUUCUGCCCAAUCUAUUGCUCCGGUUCCCUCUGCACCAACUACGUCAUCUGAAACCAUGUCAGAAUCGGCUCCCCCACCUGGAGGCCAAGAACAACCGGCCGGCAAUUCCACCCGCGAAUCCAACCGCACUGCCGAUGCAUACAAUAUGAGCACGGCCAAAGAGUGGUUUAAAGCCGUGCUCAAGAUCCAACACACAGCGAUAACACAGGCCCAGGAAGAUCGCCGACAAGCGUUAGAAGAUCGCCGUGCGGAUCGUCAGAUAAUUCUCGCGGCUCAUCAAGCAAGCUCGGACCGCAUCCGACGAUUGGAGGACUUACUCCUCGCUAUGAACAUCAAAAACGAGGUCAAUUCCCGAACCGAACAACCAGCGCCAGGUCGGGUUGACCUACAGAAGUUUCGCACCUCCGACGGCCCAACCUUUCGUGGACCGUUUCAAGAAACCGAACCUUUCUUACGUUGGAUUCACGGCGUACAAAUUUUCUUCGAAACAAAGAGCGCAAACAAAGCGGCGAGCUUUCUCAACAAGUCCUGGGAGGAAUUCAAAGCUCGCAUGUUCGACUUCGCCCUCCCUAAUAAUUGGUGUUCUGGACUCCAGCGACAAAUCCGUAAACUAGAGAUGUCGCAAACCGAGACCUUCUUAGAAUACAGCACACGAGCUCGCACCCUUCAGAGCUUAUUCAAUUUCGACGCCAAGAAACUAUCCCAACUCGGAGAUCUUCAACUAGCUGAAUUCGUUGUAUACGGCUUAUCUGACGCCCUUCAAGACAGGAUUCAUGAACGUCAACUCCUAGAGACAUCUCCCUUCAUGUAUGGCCAGUUCGAGAAGCAAUCCAACGCUUCGUUCCUCGCGCUGCAAAGACCCAUGGGCCCAGCACCGGUAACCAAGGCAACGCCUAGCGCCCCACCGACUCUCGGCCGUGACGAAUUCAUAUGGCGGGUCCAAGCCUUCCUGGACUCACAAGGUCUUUGUCAUUUCUGCAAGAGACACUGCGGCAAUGCCGCUGGGGCCUGUCCCGGGCCAAUUGACCGUUCACACAUCAACAUUCCCAAUGACUUCCAAACCCCGACUAAGCCUCUCAAUUAUCCUCCAGCCGGCCGACCCCCAGCUCGAGCAGCAAGUGUAGCGGGUGUCGCAGAGAUAACUCCGCUUGAGGCUCAUGUUGCCGGUUUGACGAUUGACGCGGCAAUCAGACAAGAUUCCCUUAUGGACCAUGAAUUCGACGACGAGGGUUGUUUCCCAGCCCUGGGGACAGCAGCGGUAGCUGCACUAGAGGAUCUCGACAACCAGCUCUUACAAAAUGAAAUUGAACAGGCUACUCAAGCUUCCAACAGUUGGACGGGCAACUUGGCUGACGACAUUGCGGGUUGCUAA
Molecule: messenger RNA, 1476 nt
Organism: Puccinia graminis f. sp. tritici CRL 75-36-700-3
Lineage: Eukaryota; Fungi; Basidiomycota; Pucciniomycetes; Pucciniales; Pucciniaceae
Exons: 3
Coding region: 1-1476 (491 amino acids)
Source: RefSeq, a predicted model, not a curated record